CCUAUAGGGUAUAUUCUCAUAUCUACUUCCUUUUAGUUAAAAAAAUAUACCAGUGAACCCAAUCCCCAUUAAUAUAAGAAACCAUAGUUUUCGAACCCUACAAAUAGGCCUUCCUCAUCACUUACCUUUCUCCACAAUAUUCUUGACUGGUUGAGCUACUCUUUACAACCUCCAACUCUCUCUCUCUCCUCUCACUUUCUUUCCCUCCAUGGCCCUUGCCAAGGACCCAAAGCCCUCACAGAUGGGCUUGGUUCAAUCCUCUACAUACUAUAACAACGUGUUUGGAAUUCCAUCAUCAUCAAUUCAACCUUCCAACCAAUCCUCACCGGAGCUCUACGUCUUCGAUGACCACCACAAGGCACCACCACCGCCGAUGAGUCGGUCAUCAUCCCUUUCCAGCUCUAACGGGUACGCCACUGCGUAUCAGCCCGCAGAAACUCACUCUGUGAUCGACUUCAAAACUUCAGGGAUCAACAGUUUCAUGCACAAUAACAACAGUGGAUCUUUUCUUAGUUUCGAGCAAAAUGAUCAACAAGAUGAUUACUCAAUCUGGGAAGACAAUCUCAUUCAUGGUUACCGUCAUGAUCAUCAGCGGCUGUCGCAAGAUUUCAACUGUGUUCAAUCUGCCAGCACUUAUGGAGGGAUGGGAAGUGCUUUGAAAGAAAACCCACAUGGAGGAGAGACAUUUGGGUGGCCGGAGUCGGAAGCAAAUGCAAAUGCGACCAUUAAUGGAACCAUUCAAGAGGUUGGAGCACAAGAAACUUGCUUCAAUAAGCGUCCCCAUGCGGGUGAGAGCAUGCAAGCUCUAAAGAGGCAGUGCAGUGGCAGUGCAACAAGGAAGGCCAAACCAAAGUCAACUCCAUCCAAGGACCCUCAAAGUAUUGCAGCCAAGAAUCGACGGGAAAGGAUUAGUGAGAGGCUAAAGGUACUGCAGGAACUUGUUCCCAAUGGCUCCAAGGUUGAUUUGGUUACAAUGUUAGAGAAGGCCAUAAGUUAUGUGAAGUUUCUUCAAUUACAAGUGAAGGUGCUGGCAACCGAUGAAUUUUGGCCGGUGCAAGGCGGAAAAGCUCCUGAUAUUUCUCAAGUGAAGGAAGCCAUUGAUGCCAUCCUCUCAACUCAAAAGGACAGAAACUCAAGAUCAAAGUGAUUCUUGCAGAAUCCAACUUCUCAAAUAGAGCUAUAGAUAUAAUCAAAAAAUAA
Camellia sinensis is the source of this 1200-nucleotide messenger RNA. RefSeq lists its product as uncharacterized. The record is from RefSeq and is a predicted model, not a curated record. Gene Ontology annotation, molecular function: protein dimerization activity; DNA-binding transcription factor activity. Lineage: Eukaryota; Viridiplantae; Streptophyta; Magnoliopsida; Ericales; Theaceae. Gene Ontology annotation, biological process: regulation of DNA-templated transcription.